This is a messenger RNA of Penicillium argentinense, 2514 nucleotides long. RefSeq lists its product as uncharacterized. Bases 1 to 2514 code for a protein of 837 amino acids. Lineage: Eukaryota; Fungi; Ascomycota; Eurotiomycetes; Eurotiales; Aspergillaceae. The transcript is spliced from 4 exons. Gene Ontology annotation, biological process: DNA-templated transcription; regulation of DNA-templated transcription. The record is from RefSeq and is a predicted model, not a curated record. Gene Ontology annotation, molecular function: DNA binding; zinc ion binding; DNA-binding transcription factor activity, RNA polymerase II-specific.
AUGAGUAGUGCCACCGCGACAAUGACUGAAGAGUCCGGGAAACGCAAGGCCUCCGCCGCCGGCCUGGCUGCGAGUCGCCCGGUAAAGCGCCGUGCCUCCAAGGCCUGCUGCUGCUGUCGUGCGCGCAAGGUGCGCUGUGACGUCGUGGAAAAUGGGUCUCCUUGUACCAACUGUCGGCUGGACCAAGUCGAGUGUAUCGUCACCGAGAGCAAACGCAGAAAGAAGUCGCGUGCUGAAGUCGAGGCGCCUUCCCAGUCGCCCGAGGCCUCGGAGGAAAACCCGCUGCGACUCGGCGACAUGCACGGUCUGCCUGAUAUGGCGCCCACAUCGCCCUCGCAGGCCUCGGUCGAUAUCGACCACGGCCAGCACAUGCCGCAUCUGCUGUACCAAUCGCAGGCACAUCGCAUCGGCUCCGACGAUCGCUAUCGUCGCCGCAUGGCUCCUAACCCGGCCGUCCCUUCGAGUAUGCCGUUGGCCAAUGCCACUCUACAAAUCCAACAACUGCUCGAUCCCAAUUUUGGCAGCCCCCGCGCCGCCAGUGGUUUUCUCCCGGACUACAUCCGCGGUCUGCCCGCCCGACUGCAGAAGGAGGAUAUCGACUAUCUGGCCGCUAAGGGAGCUCUGUCCAUCCCCGACGUGACUCUGCGAAACGAACUGCUCAAGGCCUACGUCCACUAUGUUCAUACGUAUAUGCCCCUGCUGGACCUCGAGGAGUUCCUGCAGACCAUCGUGCAGAAUGACGGCAUCCACCGCAUCAGUCUGCUCCUCUUUCAGGCCGUCAUGUUCGCCGGAAUGGCCUUUGUCGAUAUGAAACAUCUCCAGGCCGCCGGCUAUCAGACUCGAAAAGCGGCCCGUAAGAUCUUCUUCCAACGCGCUCGACUCUUGUACGACUUCGACUAUGAAGUGGAUCGUAUCUCCCUUGUGCAGUCGCUCCUGCUGAUGACCUACUGGUAUGAAACCCCUGAUGACCAGAAGGACACCUGGCAUUGGAUGGGCGUGAGUCUCUCCCUGGCCCACACCAUUGGUCUCCACCGUGAUCCCGGUAACUCGCGGAUGGAUUUGCGCCGCCAGCGGAUGUGGAAACGCAUUUGGUGGAGCACCUAUACCCGUGAUCGAUUGAUUGCCCUGGGCAUGCGGCGCCCGAUGCGCGUGAAGGAUGACGACUGCGAUGUGCCCAUGUUGACCCUGGACGACUUUGAAUUCCAGUCCUUUUCGCCAGAAAUCGUGAAUAUGGUCGGAAACUCAGAGAUCUUGCAAAACGUGAAUCAUCAGCGUGAAUUGGCGCUCAUGUUCAUCGAGAAAGCCAAGCUCUGUCUGGGCGUGAGCCAUGUGCUCUCAGCCCAGUACUCGGUCCUGAGUCACAAGUUCGGCGGCACCAUGGAAACCACUAUGAUGUUGGUCCCGAAGAAGUCGACUGCAGAGUCCUUCGAGGUGCGUCGGUGUGAUCAGGAACUGGAGGACUGGCUGGCCAAUCUUCCCGUCGAAACCCAAUAUACGCCUUCCGGCGGCGCGAAGCUCUCCGAGGCCCAGGAGGUCCUACAUUCGCAUCGCGCGCUGCUCAAGAUGGUCUACCUCACCACGUCCAGUGCUCUCCAUCGCCCGCAGGUUCUUCCCGCCAUCCCCUACCCAUGCAUGGACGCGGAGCUGCAGGAGAUGUCGCGCAACAAGGUCCGCUUCGCCGCUGUGGAAAUCACCAACAUUGCCCAAGACCUGCACCUUCUGGACCUGACUCGCUACUACCCGACCACUGGCGUGACUGUGCUUUUGCCAGCUGUGAUCAUUCACCUGCUCGACAUCAAAUCCAGCGACCCCAGCGUCCGAAUGACCAGUCUCCAACGCUUCUACCAGUGCAUGCGCAUCCUGCAACGUCUUCGCGAGAUCUACGCCUCGGCCGACUUCGCCACCUCUUUCCUCGAAGCCGCCAUUCGCAAAGCUGGUAUUCAGCUCACCGUCGCCCCGCAGGACAAGAUUCCGGACCUGACCUACCCCAAGGCCCCCGCUGGCGGGCGGACCACCACCACAAAAGACCUGUUCGCCUCCACACCCCCGCACUCCGACGGCAGCGAAAACGGCAGCACUCAGAACCUGAACCCCAACUACGGCAACAACAACAACAAGAACAACAACAACAGCCACGACGCCUUCGCCAUGCCCGAUCUGAACGCCGACCUGAGCCUGACCGAGUUGAUGGACCUGGCCAAUGACGCAGAAGUCACACAGAACGACUUUGACGCUCUCAUCAACUUUGAAGAUGCGGGAAAUGACUACUUUGCCGAUGAAAAUGCCCAACAACAACCCCAGUCUACGACAACUACCUCUUCCGCCCCCGCAGAAGAUAAAUCCGUCCCCGCUUUCGACUUCAAUGUCGAUAAUGUGAACGUCAUGGGUUUCGACGCGGAUCCCAAGGCCAUUGAUUUUGCGCAUCUGUCUGAACGUGCCGAUCCCUUUUCUACCGAGGCUCAAUCGCGGCCCGGUUUGACGGCUGAUCUGGAUGCGGAUCUCGGGAUCGAGUAA